This is a messenger RNA of Diaporthe amygdali, 1251 nucleotides long. RefSeq lists its product as uncharacterized. Gene Ontology annotation, biological process: L-valine biosynthetic process. NCBI's taxonomy places the organism in Eukaryota, Fungi, Ascomycota, Sordariomycetes, Diaporthales, Diaporthaceae. Gene Ontology annotation, cellular component: mitochondrion. Gene Ontology annotation, molecular function: ketol-acid reductoisomerase activity. The transcript has 4 exons. Bases 1 to 1251 code for a protein of 416 amino acids. The record is from RefSeq and is a predicted model, not a curated record.
AUGUCUGCCAGAGGUUUCUCGUCCGCCCUGCGGCCCGCCGCCCGUCAAUUGACCAAGAACACCGUCCAGAGGCGCACUUUUGUCGCUGCCCUGAACGCUGCUUCGCGCACCUCGGCCGUCGCCCGCCCUGCUCUUGCUCGCCCCGUCCAGCAGCAGAUCCGUGGCGUCAAGACUGUUGACUUCGCUGGCCACAAGGAGACCGUCUUCGAGCGCGAUGACUGGCCCAAGGAGAAGCUCCUGGAGUACUUCAAGAACGACACCCUCGCCCUGAUCGGCUACGGUUCCCAGGGUCACGGCCAAGGUCUUAACCUCCGUGACAAUGGCCUGAACGUCAUCAUCGGUGUGCGAAAGAACGGCAAGUCCUGGAACGACGCCAUCCAGGAUGGCUGGGUCCCCGGCAAGAACCUGUUCGAGGUCGACGAGGCCAUCUCCCAGGGCACAAUCAUCAUGAACCUGCUGUCCGAUGCUGCCCAGUCCGAGACCUGGCCCCACCUGAAGCCUCAGAUCACCAAGGGAAAGGCGAGUCAUACCCUGCGAGCUAAGCACCGCAACCCGACCCUGUACUUCUCCCACGGUUUCUCCCCCGUCUUCAAGGACCUGACCAAGGUCGACGUCCCCAAGGACGUCGAUGUCAUCCUCGUCGCCCCCAAGGGCUCUGGCCGUACCGUGCGAUCCCUCUUCCGUGAGGGCCGUGGCAUCAACUCCUCCAUCGCCGUCUACCAGGACGUGACCGGCAAGGCCGAGGAGAAGGCCAUCGCCAUGGGUGUUGCCGUCGGCUCCGGAUACCUGUACAAGACCACCUUCGAGAAGGAGGUGUACUCCGACCUCUACGGAGAGCGUGGCUGCCUGAUGGGCGGUAUCCACGGCAUGUUCCUCGCCCAGUACGAGGUUCUCCGCGAGAACGGUCACUCGCCCAGCGAGGCCUUCAACGAGACCGUUGAGGAGGCCACCCAGUCUCUGUACCCCCUGAUCGGCGCCAACGGCAUGGACUGGAUGUACGAGGCCUGCUCCACGACCGCCCGCCGCGGCGCCAUCGACUGGUCGCCCCGCUUCAAGGACGCCCUCAAGCCCGUCUUCAACCAGCUCUACGAGUCCGUCAAGAACGGUGAGGAGACCAAACGCUCUCUCGACUACAACGGCCAGCCCGACUACCGUGAGAAGUUCGAGGCCGAGAUGGAGGAGAUCCGCAACCUGGAGAUCUGGCGCGCCGGCAAGGCCGUCCGUUCCCUGCGUCCUGAGAACCAGAAGUAA